AUGCGCCCCAACUCGAUGCUCCCAAACAUUCCAAGAGACGUUUCCCCUCACGUUGUAGCGAACAAUAAAACUUCUCCACGGAACACUCCUCACCACCCGGCACUUGCGGGGGUUGGGGGUCUUCCCUCCACACUUGUGGUUACUAGCGGAGAGGAGUUAACGGAGGAAUCAAAAACAUACACGCCCAUCAUCACUGCUUUGCGGGAGCGAGUUGCCAAUUUGGAAGAGGCGCUACUUACUGCCUCCCGUUGUCUGGAGUUGGCAAAGUCUGUUGAUGAGAAUAACGACAGCUCCACACGUAACGCCGGGGUGCAUCAGCAAUACUUUUGCGUUGAUGAGGAACCAUCACAGAAUGGCGGCAACGAACUGAUUAGCACCCGUGAUGUAAACCUUACGGCAACAUGGCCGCAAAAACUGCCCUCAUGGUCACACGGAGAGAAGUUUCAGAAGUAUAGGAAGGAUAUAACCAGCUGGUUUGGUUGCAAUGAAAAACUAGUGGUUGACAGUUCCCCUGCGACUGAGAUGGACGGGUCUGAGGAAGUAGUGGUGGUGCCGUGUGGUGGAAACGGGGGCGCCAGUACCAGUUGGAAGGUGCCAACGUCCUCCAACCUCCAUGUUGAGCCGGUUAUUGUGAUAGAUGUCACUGGCUUUGUGAUGGCAAAAAGGGAGGCGGAGGCCAGCGCCUCGGCUGGUCGUACCGGUAACGAGGAACUGAAGGAUGAUCUUACCGUGAUUAUUCGUGAGUUGAACGAAGAAAACGAGAGACUUCGGGAGGAGACUGCCGAGGUGGUUGUUAAACUAAGCGAGGAGAACAAGAAGCUGAAGGAAGAGACUUCCGAGGUGGUUGUUAAACUGAGCGAGGAAAACGAGAGACUUCGUGAGGAGACUGCCGAGGUGAUCUACAAACUGAGCGAGGAGAACAAGAAGCUGAAGGAAGAAUCGAGUGAAUUGGCUCGGCGUGUGGAAGAACGGGUAAAGCAGCGGCAGGAUGAAUCUGCUCAGGUGCCGUGGGAUCUGACCGAUGAGGAGGGCACAAUACUCGGCAGACCCCCUGCGAUGUGGCCGCCUUUGAGCGCCGCUAUCCAGGAGGACCAAUGUCGAGAAGCACAAUUGGCGACGCUGCAAAACAACUUGAAAAAUGCCGAGAGUAAACUUUCAGUCCUUCAGCAAGAGCGUGAUGCAGCCCUUUCCGCAAGUAGUGAUGCUGAGAAGUCGCUUGCAUCGUUACGAAAGGAUAAUGCGGCGUUGAGGGCAGAGGGCGUGCGGUUGCGAAGCGAAAUGGAAAAAGCAAAAGAUUUGAUCUCCCAGUUAGAAACGGGGCUUAGUUCAUGGUCAAGUAAGGAACGUGAGCUGCAGCGUCUUCGCAUUUUGAUGCGGUUCUCGGAGCUUAAGAAAGACAGCGACAGACUACCUGAUGUCCUCGGGCAGGUACAGCAGCUCGAGGAGGAGCGUGGCCGCUGGUUGGAGGAGAAGAGGCGUUUCCGUGACAUGAUUGAAAGAUACCAGCGCCGCCUGGAGGAACUCGAGUGCGAGUGUAACGUUCUCAAAGAAGGCAAGGCAGUAUACGUUGAGGCGGAGAAAAAUGCGGGGAGCUCCCCGGUUGGGCCCUCGCCUGGCGUGUCGAGUUCGUGCGACUCGAUGUCAGGUGGGCGUGCCCCUGCCGAGCGCACAUCGGACUCAGGUCAACCACCCAGCGAAGGCAGUAGUAGCAGUGUUAGCACUGUUCAGAUAUUAGAGGUGAAGCCGCAACAUCGGCCACAGCGUCCCGCAACUGCCAUGGUAGGAGAAAAACGACUGUCUGGAAGUGCGGCACUGAACUUGAGGAGACUUCAAAGCGUUACUGAAAGGCCGCGCUCCAGCAGACCUGUACUUUCCAUCAACAAGAUAUACACAGCCGCCGCAAAUGCCAGCACCAACAGAAGCCCAAGGCUCAGGAAGCUGCUCAAUGACGUGACAUCUUCAAGAAAGAAGAGGCGGUCCACAACCUACUGA
Trypanosoma brucei brucei TREU927 is the source of this 1992-nucleotide messenger RNA. RefSeq lists its product as hypothetical. The coding region runs from base 1 to 1992 and encodes 663 amino acids. Lineage: Eukaryota; Euglenozoa; Kinetoplastea; Trypanosomatida; Trypanosomatidae. The record is from RefSeq and is a predicted model, not a curated record. The transcript has a single exon.